AUGAUUCGACAAGCGGCACUUCGGUAUUAUCAGCACAGUGGACGUCGUUAUCUGUCGUCGGUAGCUGUCACUCAGACAAAGGCUUUUGCUCCUGCUGCCGGAAACCGAUUGGAAGCUCUCCGCAAUCAACUGGCCGAAGAGGAUGCUACCCUAGACGAUUUCACGAAUGCGUCCACAGCUGCUGCCACAACAACCAGACCUCCCAACCGCAAGGCGGCACCUCGCUCCAGUAAAAUAUUGCCCAAACCACGAUGGCUGAAAGCCGCUCCUGCUGAUUCGGAGAAUUAUCAACGGCUUCGUCAGACGGUACGAGAAUUGGGGUUGGCCACGGUCUGUGAAGAAGCACGGUGUCCCAAUAUUGGUGAAUGCUGGGGCGGUGGUGACGGAGAAACGGCCACAGCUACCAUUAUGAUUAUGGGAGAUACAUGUACCCGUGGAUGUCGCUUUUGUUCCGUCAAAACCAGUCGAGCCCCGCCACCCUUGGAUCCAGAGGAACCCGAAAAGGUAUCCACGGCCAUUGCCAAAUGGGGACUCGACUAUGUCGUAUUGACCAGUGUCGAUCGAGACGAUUUGGAGGAUCAGGGAUCCCAGCAUUUUCGACAAGUUGUGCAGAAAUUAAAACAGAAAAAACCAGAUCUACUGGUAGAAGCAUUGACGCCAGAUUUUCAAGGAAAUCAAAAACUCAUUGAAGCCGUCGCCACCUCGGGGCUCGAUGUCUAUGCGCACAACGUUGAAACGGUAGAACGAUUGACCUCUCGAGUCAGGGACAGAAGAGCAGGAUAUCAACAAUCCUUAAUGGUACUUGACUAUGUCAAAUCCUUGCAAACAGGAUGUCUCACCAAAACCAGUCUCAUGCUGGGGUUGGGAGAAACCGACGAUGACGUUCGAAUCACGUUACAGGAUCUGAGAAACGUUGAUUGUGACGUUCUCACCUUUGGACAGUACCUCCAGCCUACCAAGAAACACUUGCCCGUCAAGGAAUACAUCACGCCGGAGAAGUUUGAACAGUGGAGGAUUGAAGCUGAAGCCAUGGGAUUCAAAUACGUUGCCUCGGGACCCUUGGUCAGAUCCAGCUACAAAGCAGGAGAAUUCUUCUUGAAGAAUUACAUUCAAGAGCAACGACAAGAGGCCAAUGUGGCGGCCAAUUAA
Messenger RNA from Seminavis robusta, 1149 nucleotides. Lineage: Eukaryota; Bacillariophyta; Bacillariophyceae; Naviculales; Naviculaceae. The record is from the annotation of a GenBank genome assembly.